UAAUGUCGGGAGUUCAAAGUUGGUUUAUUGCGACAUGAACUUGGGAGAUAUCGAUGAAUGUAAAAGCAGCAACGAUGUCUGUGACAAGAAUGCAAACUGCUCCAAUACUGUUGGGUUUUAUAAUUGCACCUGUAAAGAAGGAUUUACUGGGGAUGGACACUCAUGCUCAGAUAUAGAUGAAUGCAAAGACAGCAAUACUGUGUGUGACGUAAAUGCGAAUUGUACCAACACUGAAGGUUCUCACAACUGCACCUGUAACGAAGGAUACAUUGGCGAUGGUAAAUCAUGCCAAGUCGAGGAGUGCCAAAGUUACUCAAGUCUGACCAGUGCCGACCGUAAAUCCACAAUCCCCAAAGCCGGGUCUGCUUUGUGCGAUAACUCACUCCCCCAUGGCUGGUAUCGUUUCCAAGGAGCUGCAGGAACAAAAAUGCCAACCACUUGUCCACCAACUCAUAGGUGUACAGCUGAUAUCUCAAGCUGGUUAAAUGGAGUUCAUCCCACAGUGGCUGAGGGUCAAGUUACCAGGCAGGUCUGCUUUCACUGGUUUUCAAACUGUUGUAGAUGGUCCACCUACAUCCAAGUGAGAAACUGUGGCUCUUAUUACGUAUAUUACUUCUCUGGAGUACCAACAUGUAAUACCCGUUACUGUAGUACGGAAUAG
Messenger RNA from Pocillopora verrucosa, 661 nucleotides. The record is from RefSeq and is a predicted model, not a curated record. NCBI's taxonomy places the organism in Eukaryota, Metazoa, Cnidaria, Anthozoa, Scleractinia, Pocilloporidae.